Messenger RNA from Effrenium voratum, 1962 nucleotides. NCBI's taxonomy places the organism in Eukaryota, Dinophyceae, Suessiales, Symbiodiniaceae. The record is from the annotation of a GenBank genome assembly.
AUGUCGACAUGUCUUUCCGUGCCCCUGAUCAGCGAGCCGCAUUUGCAUGCUGAAGGCGGUGCGCAAGGCUGGGCCACGCCGGCCUUUGAUGCGAGGCUUCGGAGCGCGGCUUGGCGGCUGGACCGCGCUGCGCCGGCGCCGAGCAUUCGGCAUUUUCAGCUCCGGGCACGGGAGCAUUGCCACGACCGGAACGCGGUUGCCGCGCGCACAGAGUCACUGCUGCGCUUCCUGCGUGCACCGUCCUUGCAAGGCAUGGUGGAGACCCAUCGCGCCACCCUGCCAGGCAUGAAGGGACAGAUCAAGAAAGAUCCUGCGGACGAAGAGGUUGGGCGGAUCCCCAACAUCAAACCGGUAAAGCGUCGGCGCCUUCAGCGUCAUGACGUGCAGGUGAGCCAAAGCAUGGGCGCCAUUUGCAAGAAAGAGGAGAACAAGGAAGCCGGCCUUGACUUGCACAACCUUUGGUUGAAGAUCAAGAUGGAGGAAGUGAAGACAGAGCCGGCAGACUGCAAGGUGAAGCCAGAAUCUUCCUUUUCGACCAGCGCAUCUGGAAAAGACGGCAAGAACAAGGCGCAGGCAGCAGACGGAACGGCCGCCAGGGUGAAAGCAGAGUCAGUGCUGGAAGAGACUGGCCGUCAGUUGGCCCUUCACAGCCUGGCUGAUGGCAAAGACCUGACGGAUUUUGAGGGCCAGAUGACUGUGUGGGCCCAUCAGUGUGCGGAGUUUCGCAGAAAGUCAACCUGGACACCCUCAAGGCCCUGCUGCCCGGCAAGCCUCUUCUUCAACUCCCUCAUCGUACCGGAGGAGGGCCCGCCGUGCGUGCAGCGCCUGUCUCAGAAGGAGCUGUGCUGCCUGCGGCGCUUCUUCAAGCGUGGGCAUCCCAUCUUUGCCGCGCCACUGGCAGCCGCUGACCCCAUAACGAAGCGGUUUGCAAGUGCUGUGACAACCGACGCGCGCGAGGAUGCAAGCUUCCCGGCAAGCAUGAAGAUGUGGCCAUGGAUGCGUGACCUUCCCAGCGGCCUUUGGGCUGGUCGCGGCUUGGCCUAUGACAAGCAGAAUGGCUUGCGGCGCUUGUCCUCCGCAGGCGGCGCAGAAGCCAUGCACGACGUCCAAGUCUGGGAGUCUGUCGGAGCUGCUGGGCCGCCGGCUGCUCAGCCGCCAACAGCCGCACAGUCAGCUGCUGCAAAGCCCGGCACUGUGGCUGUUGCCGCUGGGGAUACAAGAGGGAAUCCAAGCAAUGCUGUGAAGCCUGCGAGGGUGCUGUCCAAGCAGCAGGAGAAGCAAAGUGGCGUUCCUGGCAUUAGUUGGCUGGCACCACAGUUUAGUUGGCAGCUUAAAUGGACCGAGAAAGGCAAAGCAGGAGCCAGCGCGCGGUGUUACAAAAGAUUUAGCAUCAACAGCUUCAUGAAGGAGGGCCUUGACGAGCAGCGUGCUGAGGCCGCCGCCCUGGAGGCCGCCAAGCACUUCCGCACGGACUUGGUGGCCAGGGGCCGCAUCAAGGAGAAGGUCCGGGACGAGAGCCGCACCUCCGACGUGCCCGGGGUGGAGUUUGAGAAAGGCAGGAAGAAGUGGCGUGUCCGGGUCAGAAAGGGCGGCAAGAGAAUCGAGGGCGGCUGCUUCACGGAGAAGUCCGCGGCGGAGGCCUGCGCCUUGGAGCUCCGGGAGCUCCACGGGCUGCAGCGCACCGUGAAGCGCUGCGCUGCCUGGGCGGAGCUGCCAGUGAUUCAGCCUAAGGUGCCGUUCCCGGGCGUCGGCUGGCACGCGCCAAGUCAAUGCUGGCAGGGCCGAACUUCAGGCAAGAGCAGAAAGUAUUGCUCGUUUAGGCCUUUGGACCACUCAGAGGCAGAGCUGGAGAAAGCCUUCGCUGAGGCAGUUGCCUGGCUCAAGAAGCAGCAGAAGGAGAUGCAAGCCCGAGAAGGUGCCGUGGCACAGAUUGACAAGAAGGGAAGGAGCAAGAAGGGCUGA